AUGAGUGGGAGUGAUGAAAGAAGGAACAGAAAUCUGAGUGAUCUCAGCGAAAACCAGAUUCAGGGAAUUCCAAGGAAAGCCUUCAGGGGAGCUGUGGAAAUCAAGAACCUCCAGUUGGACUACAACCACAUCAGCUGUAUUGAAGAUGGAGCUUUCAGAGCGCUACGUGACCUGGAAGUACUCACCCUGAACAAUAACAACAUCAGCCGACUGUCUGUGGCCAGUUUCAACCACAUGCCAAAGCUCAGGACCUUCCGCCUGCACUCCAACAACCUGCAGUGUGACUGCCACGUAGCCUGGCUGUCAGAGUGGCUGCGACAGCGCCCCCGGCUGGGUCUUUACACGCAAUGCAUGGCCCCUCCGCACUUGAGGGGGCACAACGUGGCCGAGGUGCAGAAGAAGGAGUUUGUGUGCACAGACUGGGAUGAAGGUCACCAGUCGUCAUCAUCUUCCUCCUGCAGUGUGUUACAGUGUCCGGAGUCGUGCACCUGCAGUAACAACAUUGUGGACUGUAGAGGGAAGGGUCUCACAGAAAUACCCACCAACCUGCCCGAAACCAUCACCGAGAUACGACUGGAGCAGAACGCCAUCAAGGUGAUACCAGCUGGGGCCUUUUCUCCUUAUAAGAAGCUGCGCAGGAUAGACUUGAGUAACAACCAGAUAUCAGAGCUGGCCUCGGAUGCCUUCCAAGGUCUGCGCUCUCUCAACUCGCUGGUACUAUAUGGGAACAAAAUCACAGAGAUCUCCAAAGGACUCUUUGAGGGGCUGUUCUCUCUGCAGCUACUGUUACUGAAUGCUAAUAAGAUAGCAUGCCUGCGCGUGGACGCGUUUCAGGACCUUCACAACCUCAAUCUGCUAUCACUGUAUGACAACAAGCUCCAGACCAUCGCCAAGGGGACUUUCUCAUCUCUAAGAGCCAUACAAACACUUCACUUGGCACAAAACCCCUUUAUCUGUGACUGCCAUCUGAAGUGGCUGGCAGACUACCUGCAGGACAAUCCCAUCGAGACGAGCGGCGCGCGCUGCACCAGCCCUCGACGGCUCGCCAACAAACGAAUCGGGCAAAUCAAGAGCAAGAAGUUCCGCUGCUCAGCUAGAGAACAGUAUUUCAUCCCAGGAGUACACCAUGUCAGCUGUAACGAGGAUUACCGUAGUAAGCUAGGAGGCGACUGCUUCGCAGACCUGGCCUGCCCUGAAAAGUGUCGCUGCGAGGGCACCACCGUCGACUGCUCCAACCAGAAACUCACCAAAAUACCUGAUCACAUUCCUCAAUACACCACCGAGCUGCGUCUGAACAACAAUGAAUUCAGUGUGCUCGAGGCGACGGGGAUCUUCAAAAAGCUGCCUCAGCUGAGGAAGAUUAACCUGAGUAAUAACCGUAUCACUGACAUAGAGGAGGGAACGUUUGAAGGAGCUUCAGGGGUCAAUGAGCUGAUUCUGACCUCCAACAGACUGGAGAACAUACACCACCGCAUGCUGAAGGGACUCAGUGGCCUCCGCACGCUCAUGCUGAGGAGCAACCGCAUCAGCUGUGUGAGCAACAGCAGCUUUGUGGGGUUGAGUUCGGUGCGUCUGCUGUCACUCUAUGACAACCAGAUUACCUCCAUGAACCCCGGAGCCUUCGACACGCUGCACUCCCUGUCCACACUAAACCUUCUGGCUAAUCCUUUUAACUGCAACUGUCACCUGGCUUGGCUUGGUGAUUGGUUGAGAAGGAAACGCAUCGUCACCGGUAACCCCCGCUGCCAGAGUCCUUACUUCCUGAAGGAGAUCCCCAUCCAGGAUGUAGCUGUCCAGGACUUUGCCUGUGAAGAUGGUAAUGAUGAGAACAGCUGCUCUCCGGUGCUGAGGUGUCCAGCUGAGUGUUCCUGUCUGGACACCGUGGUCCGCUGCAGCAACAAGGGACUCACCACGCUGCCCAGAGGCCUGCCGAAAGAGACCACCGAACUGUAUUUGGAUGGAAAUCACUUCACUCAAGUUCCUGUGGAGCUCUCCAAUUACAAACACUUAACGCUCAUUGAUUUGAGUAACAACCAGAUCAGCACGUUGUCCAACCACAGCCUCAGUAACAUGUCCGAGCUGCUUACCCUAAUUCUGAGCUACAACCGGCUGCGAUGCAUACCAGAGAGGGCGUUCGACGGACUUAAAUCUCUCCGUUUGUUGUCUCUUCACGGUAAUGACAUAUCAUUGAUACCUGAAGGAGCCUUCAAAGACCUGUCAUCGCUUUCCCACCUGGCUCUGGGCGCCAACCCUCUGUACUGUGACUGUCACAUGCAGUGGCUGUCAGACUGGGUGAAGAGCGGGUAUAAGGAGCCUGGCAUUGCUCGCUGUGCCGGGCCCGGCGACAUGACGGACAAACUUCUACUGACCACACCCUCCAAGAAGUUCACUUGUACAGAAGUCCCCGGGCCUUGUGGUUUUCUGGUGCCAGGCCCAGUGGAUAUAAAUAUCCAGGCUAAGUGUGAUCCCUGCCUGUCCAACCCCUGCAAGAACGACGGCACAUGUGCCAAUGACCCUGUGCACUACUACCGCUGCACCUGCCCUUAUGGAUUUAAGGGCCAAAAUUGUGAUGAACCCAUUCACGCCUGUAUCAGUAACCCGUGCCAGAACGGUGGAACCUGCCAUCUGAAAGAAGGAGAAGGCAGCAACUUUUGGUGUGUGUGUCCGGAGGGCUUCGAAGGUGACGCAUGUGAGAUCAACAUUGACGACUGUGAAGAUAACGACUGUGAGAAUAACUCCACCUGCGUUGAUGGAAUCAACAACUACACAUGCAUGUGCUCACCAGAAUACACAGCUGCUACCAAUGAGGUGGAGAGAGGUUAGUCUGUUCUUCU
This is a messenger RNA of Pelmatolapia mariae (spotted tilapia), 2834 nucleotides long. Its product is annotated as slit homolog 2 protein-like. The record is from RefSeq and is a predicted model, not a curated record. NCBI's taxonomy places the organism in Eukaryota, Metazoa, Chordata, Actinopteri, Cichliformes, Cichlidae. Gene Ontology annotation, biological process: negative chemotaxis; negative regulation of cell growth; retinal ganglion cell axon guidance. Gene Ontology annotation, molecular function: calcium ion binding; heparin binding; Roundabout binding. Bases 1 to 2823 code for a protein of 940 amino acids. The transcript has 30 exons.